Molecule: messenger RNA, 393 nt
Organism: Phasianus colchicus (ring-necked pheasant)
Lineage: Eukaryota; Metazoa; Chordata; Aves; Galliformes; Phasianidae
Gene: POLR2K
Product: RNA polymerase II, I and III subunit K
Biological process (GO): DNA-templated transcription
Cellular component (GO): RNA polymerase III complex; RNA polymerase I complex; RNA polymerase II, core complex
Molecular function (GO): zinc ion binding; DNA binding
Source: RefSeq, a predicted model, not a curated record
AGCGCCGAGAGGACGGUAAGGCGUGUGCGGGCCGGUGGCGCUUUCGGCUUCUCCCUGUCGGUCUGGUGCCCUUCGUGGUGAGCAAACAUGGAUUCACAGAAGGAUGUUCAGCCUCCAAAGCAGCAGCCAAUGAUUUACAUUUGUGGAGAAUGUCAUACGGAAAAUGAAAUAAAGGCAAGAGAUCCAAUCAGAUGCCGAGAAUGUGGGUACAGAAUAAUGUACAAGAAAAGAACAAAAAGAUUGGUGGUUUUUGAUGCCCGGUGAUUUGACCUGAAGAUAUAUUAAUUUUAUACUUCAGUAUUUCUGGCAACUUUGCUCUGUAAAUCCAUUGGUGUAUAAAUGCAUAAUUUUGUGGUUUAAGAUAUUGAAAUAUUAAACUUUACUGUAAUAUUA